Messenger RNA from Merops nubicus (carmine bee-eater), 981 nucleotides. RefSeq names its product acyl-coenzyme A thioesterase 1-like. Gene Ontology annotation, biological process: fatty acid metabolic process; acyl-CoA metabolic process. Gene Ontology annotation, molecular function: fatty acyl-CoA hydrolase activity. The annotation marks the transcript as partial. The transcript is spliced from 3 exons. NCBI's taxonomy places the organism in Eukaryota, Metazoa, Chordata, Aves, Coraciiformes, Meropidae. The record is from RefSeq and is a predicted model, not a curated record.
GCGAAGAGGGACGUCCUGACCCCCUUCCGUGUGGACUUGGAGGUGUAUGAGGGGCACGGCGACGCCAGCCGCCUGCUGGGGAAAUGCACCCACGAGCGAUGGUUUUUAGGAGAGGGGGUGAAAAGGAUUUCGGUCAGAGAAGGUCGUCUGAAAGCAACCCUCUUCCUCCCUCCUGGACCUGGUCCGUUCCCUGGACUUAUCGAUUUGUAUGGGUCUGGAGGAGGUCUUGUGGAGUACAGAGCAAGUCUUCUGGCUAGCAGAGGCUUUGUGACUCUGGCUGUUGCUUACAUGGCCUUUGAAGAUCUCCCUGCUAUGCCAGAAAGUCUUGAACUGGGCUAUUUUGAGGAAGCUGUCAACUUUUUGCGGAAGCAGCAGCAGGUGAAAGAUACUGGGAUUGGCGUGUUGGGCUUGUCUAAAGGAGCUGAUCUGGCCCUUUCCAUGGCCACGUUUCUACCUGGCAUCAAGGCAGCUGUCAGCAUAUCUGGAAGUAGUUUUAAUUCUUUCGUUCCUCUGCAGGGGGAUGGCUUCACUAUUCCUGCCCACCCCUACAACUUGGGGAGGGUAAAGACCAGUGACGAGUCUGGCCUAGUAGAUUUUUCAGAUGUCCUAGAUGAUCACAGGGACCCAGCAACUUGGGAUUGUCGCAUUCCCUUGGAGAGGUCCUUGGCCAAGUUCCUCUUCCUGUCUGGACUGGAUGACAGGAACUGGAAGAGUGACCUGUACUGCCAGGAUGCUGUUCAGCGCAUCCGGCAGCACGGGCGGGACGCGGAGUUUUGCUCCUACCCUGGAGCUGGGCACCUCUUGGAGCCACCAUACCUGCCUCUGUGCCAGGCUUCCAUCCACAGAGUGCUCGGGGCGUUUGUGCUUUGGGGGGGGCAAUGGAGGGAACAUGCCAAAGCCCAGGAAGACGCCUGGCACAGGAUACAGGCCUUCUUCUGGCAGCACCUGAUGGACUCGGACGUCCCGAAGAGCAAGCUGUAG